AUGGAGGAUAUAUGUUCUUCACUCUUUGGUCCAGGUGCUUUAUCUGCUAACAAAGUACGAACCGCCUUUGUUGCUGGUCCUGCUGAGAAAUACACCGUGUUGACUGUAGCGACUCUGCUGGCACGAAAUGUCUUCCACAUUAGUGGCACCGUGGCCGUGCCACAAAAAUGCAGACUUACACAAAUUGUGGAGCGAUGCAUGAGUGUGAUGCAGUCCGGGACACAGAUGGUGAAGCUGAAGGCCGGAUCGAAAGGGCUGGUGAGACUCUUCUACCUGGAUGAGCAUCGGUCCUGCAUCCGCUGGAAGCCCUCACGCAAGAGUGAGAAGGCCAAGAUCACCAUCGAUUCCCUGUACAAAGUGACAGAGGGCGGCCAAUCAGACAUCUUCCAUCGCCAUGCGGACAGCAGCUUUGACCCGGCCUGCUGCUUCACAGUAUACCAUGGCAACCACAUGGAGUCCCUUGACCUGGUGACGUCCAAUGCAGAAGAAGCCAGAACCUGGAUAACGGGCCUUGGCUACCUGAUGGCUGGGAUCAGCGAUGAGGACUCGCUGGCCAAACGGCAGCGGACACACAACCAGUGGAUGAAGCAGACAUUCGAGGAGGCGGACAAAAACGGAGACGGCUUCCUGAACAUCGAGGAGAUCUACCAACUUCUGCACAAGCUGAAUGUCAAUCUUCCUCGCAGGAAGGUCAAGCAGAUGUUUCAGGAAGCCGACACCGACGACCAGCAGGGCUCGCUGACGUACGAGGAGUUCUCCGUCUUCUACAAGAUGAUGUCUCUGAGACGGGACCUGUUCCUGCUGAUGAUGGCGUACAGCGACAGGAAGGACCACCUGACAGCGGAGGAGCUGGCGAACCUACUGCGCAACGAGCAGAAGAUAGUCAGUGUGACUCCAGAGUACGUUGCUGAAAUCGUGGACAAGUUUGAGCUGUCGGACGAGAAUAAACAAAGAGGUGUUAUGGGGAUUGAAGGUUUUACGAGUUACAUGCGCAGUCCAACGUGUGACAUUUUCAACCCUUUGCACCACGAGGUGAAUCAGGACAUGGAGCAGCCGCUCUGUAACUACUUCAUCGCCUCCUCUCAUAACACCUACCUGACCGGGGACCAGCUCCUCUCUCACUCUAAGACGGACAUGUACGCCUGGGUGCUGCAGUCGGGCUGCCGCUGCGUAGAGGUGGACUGUUGGGAUGGUCCUGAUGGAGAGCCGAUGGUCCAACAUGGCUACACUCUGACCUCCAAGAUACCGUUCAAGUCUGUCAUAGAGACCAUCAAUAAAUAUGCCUUCAUAAAUAACCAGUACCCGGUGAUUCUGUCCAUAGAGAACCACUGUAGCAUCCAUCAGCAGAAGAAAAUUGCUCAGUACCUGCGAGAAAUCUUCGGAGACAAACUCGACGUGGGAGACGCGCUGAGCAGAGACUCCAAAGCAUUACCCAGUCCUCUCAGCCUGCAGGGCAAGAUACUCAUCAAAGGAAAGCGACUGCCUUCCUAUCUGUCUGCCGACGCAGAGGAAGGGGAAGUAUCUGAUGAUGACAGCGCUGAUGAAAUUGAGGACGACUUCAAGCUCAAGAACAGCAACGGAAAUGGUCACCACCAGGUGGAGUCUCACAUCAGAAAGAAGCUGGACUCUCUGCUGAAGGAGUCUCGCAUCGGAGACAAGGAAGACGGCGACAGCUUCAGCAUCCGAGCCCUGCUGCGCGCCACGCACCAGGGCCUCCAGAAGAACCUGCGGCAGAGCUCCAGAGGGGUUCUGAAGAAAUCCCAAAGCAGAUCCUUCAUCACGACUCUCAAACAGAAGGUAAGCAGCAUCGCAACAAAGAUGGCUCUUUUUUCUCUGCACUCAAAAUCCAGGCUGUCAUGCCAAACCGUGGAGAAGGAGGAGGACGUCCAGGAGACGUCUGGGAGGGAGGCUGGAGGACAGUUCAACAGGGGAGGAAGGAAGAGGAAGACGAUGAAACUGAGCAGAGAUCUGUCGAACCUGGUGGUGUUCACCAACUCCGUCGCCUCACAGGAGUGCCUCAAUGAAGGUACUCCAGGUGACGUCCUGUCAUUCAGCGAGACCAGAGCUCAGUCUCUGGUCAAUCACAAAACCGAACAGUUCCUGGCUUUCAACCAGAGGCAGCUGUCACGGAUUUAUCCCUCGGCCUAUCGAAUCGACUCGUCCAAUUUCAACCCGCAGUUCUACUGGAACGUGGGCUGUCAGCUGGUCGCUCUGAACUACCAGACGGAGGGCAGGAUGAUGCAGCUCAACAGAGCCAAGUUCAUGGUGAAUGGAGGCAGUGGCUAUGUCCUGAAGCCGCCCCCCAUGUGCAAAGGCUCCUUCAACCCAUUCUGUGAUGAUCCUCUUCCAGCUUACCCCAAGAAGCAGCUCAUUCUCAAGAUCAUUAGUGGACAGCAGUUGCCCAAGCCACCAGACUCCAUGCUGGGGGACCGUGGAGAGAUAAUCGAUCCGUUUGUGGAAGUGGAGAUCAUUGGGCUUCCAGUCGACUGCUGCAAGGAACAGACACGAGUUGUGGAUGACAAUGGUUUUAACCCAGUAUGGGAGGAGACUCUGUCCUUCACGCUUCACAUGGCGGAGGUGGCUAUGGUGCGUUUCCUCGUCUGGGACCACGACCCCAUUGGACGAGAUUUUAUUGGUCAACGAACUGUUGCCUUCAGCAGCCUGAUGCCUGGUUACAGACAUGUUUACUUGGAGGGGCUGACCGAGGCGUCCAUCUUUGUGCAUGUGUCAGUGCAUGAUGUCUAUGGGAAGUGGAGCCCUCUAGUCCUGAACCCCAGCUUUACCAUAAUGCACUUUCUAGGAUCUAACAAGGGUCAUCAGCUGCGAGGGAUCCGGGGUUUGUUUAGCCGCUCUUCCAAGUCCUCCGUGGAUACAAACUCUGGCGGCCUUCGCAAACGCUCCCUCAGCGAUCACCUCCUGCGCCGCACGGCCAGUGCCCCGGCGAAGGGUCGGAAGAAGACAAAGAUGUUGCUGUCAGAGUCUGUGGCAUCAAUAUCGGAACAUAAGAACGGCACAGGCGCAGGGAUCGGAGGAGAGGGCGUGUCAGGGAAGGAGGGAGGAGUGGAGAGGCGUCUCCAACCCAGACCCCCGCUCAUCCACAGGCCGAUUUCCAUGCCCUUAGAAAGGCUCCUGCAAGGGCAGCUGUCCCUCUGCUCCCAAGACAAGGAACAGCACGAUAUUAGUGCAGACACUAUCUUAGGAGCUUGCUUGCUUAACAGGCCCAGGUCGUCCUCUGUUAACUUCAUCAAAUCAUCACUUUCUUUCGAACCAAGCAUCGCUUCCCCUUCCAAGACGUACAGAAAUAAAGAAUCUGACCAAUCAGCGGAGGCUUCUUAUCUGGUAAUUGGUGGAGGAGACGUAAAAAAGGAAGACGACUAUGUCAACUAUCCAUCAAAAGACAAUGAAAUCAACAAAUCAAAGAUCAUCUCCGCAGGAACAGAGAAAAACUCUAUGGUCUCGUCUUCCGCGAACAACAAGAUGGGACUAGAAACAUCGUCAAACAGCACAACGUUCACUGCUGCACCUUCAGUCUCCUCAUCCUCCUCCUCUGCCCCUUCCUCUGUGGCCCCUCUUUCUCCUGCCGGCAUGGACUGUGAUCUAAAGAGUCCCACCUCUUUGCACGACAGCAUCUCCAGACUCAUCGAUGCUGUGUCCUUGGGCAAUGAGCAAGACACAUGUGGCUCUAUUUCUGCUCUGAUUGGUCAAUUUGAAAGCACCAUUGACCAAAAUGAUUUCACAACAUCAUCCCAUGAUCACACUCCUUCCCGUCACUCGAACUUCAGGCCUACCACUCCUAAAGCGCUGCAAGAUUUAAGGCCUCCUCUAAAGACAAACACAGCCUCUCUUAACUCGAAACACCUGACAAGUCCCCAACAAGCAGCUCAAAAAAUGUAUCAUGUAAACCACGAAAUCCUUCCAUCGAGUUCUCAGAGAAACACUUCUACUCCAGUCCUCUUUGCCAGCCCAGAAACCACUGAGCUUGAGGAGGUGUACACCAUUCUGGAUGAGGAAGUGCUGUUGCCUGCAACAGUGCACAACCUGAGGAAACAGGCGGUGGUGAACACGUCUUUAAACAGCUUGGGGUCCUCUCCGGGAAAAGUGGUUCAGGGAUUGGGGAAAGGGCACCAUGUGGCUUGGGAGGAUAUGCACAGGAAACAGGGUGGAUAUGAAGACAUUGAGGAGGCUGAGGAGAGAGUAUAUGAGGAAGUGAAUGAUUUCCCUGUACUUGAGAUAGAACAGGGUACUUCCCAAAGGUACAUGAGCACGCCCGUAAAUGACUCUUUCCAGUUUCAUCGUGACACAGCAAGAAAUGCUUUUGCAGAAGUGGAAACUAAUGUCGACGAAGAUCCCUUGGAUAUAAUGCUGACUUCACCUAGACAUGGCAGCCAAUGGGAGGGGCUCACAAGUCCAACCAAACGCCAUGCCAUCUACCAAAACCACGGAUCCAUUCCCAACUACCCCCAACAGAAGCAGCCUUUGUCAUAUUCUGAUCCUCAACAACAGUUUCCCUCAUAUCCACCUCAUGGAGCAUUUACACACGCCCCCUCCCCAAUCAAUAAACCUCCGUAUCAGUUAUCCAAUCAUCAACAACACCAGAACCACUCCCAGCCUUCAAUCUUCCACAGACCCAUCAACUCCAGACCCCCCAACCCUAGUCAGCAGUGUCAGAAUGGCUACUCUGUUCCACAGGGAAUUUCUACAGCCCCUGACAACAGCAGAGACUUCAAUAGUUCCUACAAACAACAGAGGAGCUACAGUGGCGGCCAGCUCCUGAACAGGCCUCAACAAAACAGCCCAGGGUACAACCAGAUGGAGAGGGAGCAAACGAGGGGUUUCCACAAUGGUUUCUCCUCACCUGAAACACUACAUAGCCAAUCUGCUGCGUCCACAAACAUCUGUAGAGACAGAGGACUACCUACUCCUUCUUCAGAUAACGAUGCAAUAUACAGCCAUCUGGAGUAUGACUGCAUCAAGCCCUCAUCAGAGUCCUCAGCUCCUCAAAACCCUCAGCCACACUGUCAAAGUCAAACACAACCGCACACUCAGUCAUGGGGCAAAAAUGUUACCGCCAACAAUCACCAGUCGCAGCCUGAAACCAGUGUUUUGAAUUCAAGGCCUUUGUCAACUCGUUCCCAGUCUGUUCCCAUAGACUCCACAGCCCCCAGCCAAAGUAAGUCCAAGUCCCUGGGAGACCUGACCUCAGAAGACAUAUCAUGCAACUUCCAGAGCAAAUACCACAUUAUUAGCCGCAGUUUCAUCACGCCACACAUGAGGAAGCAGAGGAGAAUGGGCACCAUGGGGGGCGCAGCUUUCCAAUCACAGUCGAGUGAUCCACUCACAGAGCAGCUACGUAAGCUGGUCAGUUUGGAGCCGGAUGACAGUGACAGAGAGAGGUGCCAGUCUCCUCAGCUGCAUUUUCAAGUAAAAUCCCAAUCCCAGUCAAUGUCCCAACAGUCACAGCCCCAGGCAACAAGUACAGCUCCUGUAAUUCCCAGGGACACAGAGGACUCCCCUCCGCCCCUGACCCGUCGCCUGUCUUCUCGGAGCCAGAGCCGGGUGCGCCACAUCAACAACCGUGCACGGGAAAGACAGCAAGAGUCUGUAAAGUCUCGGCCAGGUGUGGCAAUCAAUAGUACCACUAGUGGGGUGGUGUUUAGGAAUAAACCGGCCUCACAGAAUCCACCAGCUAACAGACACUCAACCGGCUCAUACAUCGUCGGCUACCUGGAUCAGCUGGAGGACAGGGGACUUCCUGAGGGAGCGUGCACAUCAUUACGUUAUGGAAAUGGGGAUCAUUAUGGAGAUCGCUACUACACAGACGACUCUCUUCCGAAUGCAAACUCCUCUCACUCUGCGUCAGAGCCCGAGGUCUACUUUCUACUCAGACUGUAGCUCUGAUCUUAAACGUAAAAUGAGAUUAAGACUCGAGCACAGAUUUUUUGAUGACGUUCAGUUACACCAAAAGCCGGAGGACGAAGGGAAAUACGUGCUUGCCAUUAUGUGUUCCCAUGUUCACAGAGCAGAGAUUGCUUGUACAAUAUCAAUGACACAUCUCAUAUAAUCCAUGGUUGGAUCUGACAGCAUGAACUUUGUGUAUGAAAUGUCCACUAUUCAAUAGUGAAUGUUCUUUCUAGUCUGGAAGUGUAUUGUCUAUAUUCUGCUUAAUGUGUAAAUGUACCCGGGAACUUUGAUUCCCUCCAAAAGGCUUCCUAGACUGAUUGUACAGAUACUUGUUAUCUUCGUCCCUGUGAUGUACUGUCCAAACUGCGUACACUGACAACAAAGCAAAAAAAAGAAUCUGGGUUUUCAGCAGAGAGGGAACGUCUUUCCUUGUAUCAUUUGAAUGUGUAGUAUAAUCAAACAGCUAGUUUUAAUAGAUGGGAUUCAUCUUAUCAAAGAUCUAAUGUAAGUCUUCCUCCUGUUUUUCAGUGGUAUUUCUUUAUUUGUGUCGUGUGAAUAUUCCUGUCAUUGUUUCUAAUCCGCGAUGGAUUUUAGUGAAGAGCUAACUCUAACUGUACAUUUAUGUUUGUGCAUGUUACUUGUGAACAUGUCAAGCAUGACUAUGCACCAGUUUAUACAAUAGAUGUCUCAUCGCUCGACAUUUGCACAGAACAAAUAGUUGCGUUGAACACAACCGAGGACUGAGGCUUGUUUGUAAUGGGUGCAAUACAGAAUAUAAACACUUCCACGCUUGGACUCGUUGCUCUCUUUGAUCCGUAGUAUUUCAUGACACGAUUGCAAAGUUUUAAAGAUUUGGAGUUUAAAGGUUUUUAUUUUUAUAAUUACUUUGAUACAGACAGCAAACAGAAUCUCGUGUUUGUUUUG
Messenger RNA from Pleuronectes platessa (European plaice), 6825 nucleotides. It is a transcript of the gene plch1, whose product is annotated as phospholipase C, eta 1. The transcript has 23 exons. The record is from RefSeq and is a predicted model, not a curated record. Gene Ontology annotation, molecular function: calcium ion binding; phosphatidylinositol-4,5-bisphosphate phospholipase C activity. Bases 1 to 5892 code for a protein of 1963 amino acids. Gene Ontology annotation, biological process: phosphatidylinositol-mediated signaling; lipid metabolic process. Lineage: Eukaryota; Metazoa; Chordata; Actinopteri; Pleuronectiformes; Pleuronectidae.